Molecule: messenger RNA, 3321 nt
Organism: Closterium sp. NIES-67
Lineage: Eukaryota; Viridiplantae; Streptophyta; Zygnematophyceae; Desmidiales; Closteriaceae
Source: the annotation of a GenBank genome assembly
UCCAUUUAUUAGUCGCACUGCACAAAAGCUUCAUUUGAAAGUCAGCGAAGAGUAAGCCUUCGGCGCUCGAUACCCAUUUUUGUUUCGACAACGGUUAUCCCGCCUAAAGUGACGUGGCUGAUAUCUCGAUAAGCCGCGAACUUCCGUCGCGAUGCUUCAUCAUAAGCAGUUCGUACGCAAGACCCGCAAAGGAGCCAUACAGCGGGUGGUGCGGGAGCACUAUCUGCGCGACGACAUUCCCUGUGGCGUGCUGCCCUGCGCCAAUUCGCCCGCCACUUCCUGCGACAAGGACUCCGCUCGCCUCUCGCCGAACAACGAACCCAUCCUCGUUAUAGACACCAACGUCGCCCUGCACCAGAUCGACCUAUUAGAGAACACCGCCAUCAGCAACGUGGUGGUGCUGUCGGUGGUGUUAGAUGAGGUGAAGAGCCGCAACGUGGCGGUGCAUGGCCGCCUCAGGGCGCUCGUGGCGGAUGAGAACCGGCGCUUCUUCGUCUUCUCCAACGAGCACCACAAGGACACGUUCAUAAAGGGGGAGCCGGGGGAAAGCCCCAAUGACAGGAAUGACCGAGCCAUCCGGGUGGCAGCGCAGUGGUACCAGCAGCACCUGGGCGGCAAAGUGCCGGUCGUCCUCAUAACAGACGACAGAGCCAACCUGGCGAAGGCGGUGGCGGGCGGCAUGAAGGCGAUGAGAGUGCGCGAGUAUGUGGCGUCACUGGGGAGUGUGGAGCUGAUGGACCUGGUGGUCAGCGCGGGGGAUGGGGAGGAGGGGGAGGGCGGGGAGGGGGAUAAGGCGGCUAGGGAGGAGGAGAACCGUGGGCUCCGGACGAAUGUAUCACGGAGCAAGAGGAAAAGGAUUUACACUGAUCACAAGCCCAUGUCGGCCAUAACAGCGGGGCUGCAGCGCGGGGUGUAUCACCAGGGCAAGCUGCGAGUCAGCCGCUACAACUGCUUCGAGGCGUUUGUGGGGUCCGAGUCCCUGGGGGACGAGAUCCUCGUUAUAGGCAGAUGCGAUAUGAACCGCGCGGUGGAUGGCGAUGUGGUGGCGGUGGAGUUAUUGCCAAGAGACCAGUGGAAGGAGCCGACCAGUGGGGCGCUGAGGGAGAGGGAGGACGACCACGAUGAUGCUGCUGCUGAGGAGCAGGGCGAGGAGGACUCGGUGGGCCUCCCCCCCGCCUCUGCCGACGACGCCCCUUCCUCUCUCUCCUCUGCUGCUGCGUCCCUCUCCCUAAACAAGGGGGACGAGGGCAAGGGGGAGGGGGAUGGCGGAGGUGGGGGGAAGGGCGGGGGAGGGGGAGGGGGAGGGGGAGGGGAUGAGGGGAGGAAGGGACCGUCGGAGCUGGCACGGCCUACAGGGCGAGUGGUGGGGGUGAUCAAGCGCAACUGGCGCACCUAUGCAGGUUCCCUGGCCCCCAUGCGCACGGCCCCAGCCUCAGCAGGCGCGUUGGUCCGAGCUCUCUUCGUGGCUGCCGACCGCAGGGUGCCGCGCAUCCGCGUCGAGACGAGGCAGGCCGCCCAGCUGAUGGGCAAGCGCAUCCUAGUGGCGAUCGACAGCUGGCAGCCUGACAGCGCGUUCCCAUCGGGGCACUAUGUGAAGACCUUGGGGGACAUCGGCGACAGGGAGACAGAGAGCGAGCUGCUGCUGAUGGAGAAUGACAUUGACGCGCGCCCCUUCUCCCAGCAAGUGCUGGCGUGCUUGCCGCCUCUUCCCUGGUCCGUGUCCGCUGCGGACGUGACCGACCCGAAGAGCAAGCGGGAGGACUUGAGGCACGUGCGCGUGUUCAGUGUGGACCCCAUCGGGUGCAGGGACAUCGACGACGCUCUGCACUGCGUGCCUCUCCCUAACGGGAAUUUCGACGUGGGAGUCCACAUUGCGGACGUGACCAAUUUCGUGCUGCCCGGCACGCCGCUGGACAUAGAGGCGUCGCAGCGAGGCACGUCCGUGUACCUGGUGGAGCGCCGCAUCGACAUGCUGCCGAAACCAUUGACCGAAGACAUCUGUUCCCUCCGCGGCGGUGUGGAGCGAUUGGCGUUCUCCUGUAUAUGGGAGAUGACCCCCGAGGCGGAGAUCGUGGCGGUGCGGUUCACCAAGAGCAUCAUUAAAUCCGCUGCUGCGCUGUCCUAUGUGGAGGCACAGGCGCGCAUGGAUGAUGAGCGCAUGCAUGAUGACCUCACAAGGGAUCUUCGCAACCUCAACCGCCUCGCUAAGGUGAUGCGGCAGCGCCGCAUCGACAGGGGGGCACUCACUCUUGCGUCACCGGAAGUCAAGUUUGAGAUCGACACUGAGACACACGACCCCCUCGACGUUGGCAUGUAUCUGGUGCGCGAGGCCAACCACAUGAUCGAAGAGUUCAUGCUGGCAGCCAACGUGUCCGUGGCAGAGAAGAUCCUCCAGCACUUUGCCUCCUGCUCGCUGCUCAGGCGGCACCCCACCCCGUCGCCCAACAUGUUUGAGCCACUGCUGAGGACAGCAGAGGCAGUGGGGAUCUCAGUUGACACCUCCUCCUCCAAGAACCUGGCUGACUCGCUCGACCAGGCUGUGGGCCCUGACCCAUACUUCAACAAGCUCAUUCGCAUCCUCACCACUCGUUGCAUGACUCAGGCGGUGUAUUUCCCCAGCGGCCAACUGGCCCCUCCGGAGUACCACCACUACGGCCUUGCUGCUCCCAUCUACACCCACUUCACCUCGCCCAUUCGCCGAUAUGCCGAUGUGGUGGUGCAUAGGCUGCUGGCUGCAGCUAUCGGUCUCACGCCGCUCCCCGAUCAGACCAAGGACAAGAACGCACUCACAGCACUCACGGACAACCUCAACUACCGCAAUCGCAAUGCCCAGAUGGCGGGGCGAGCCUCAGUGGAGCUCCACACACUCAUCUUCUUCCGCACGCGCCCAACGGAUGCGGAGGGUCGGAUAGUGAUGGUGCGCUCCAAUGGGCUUAUCGUUUUCGUGCCCAAGUAUGGCAUAGAGGGGCCUGUCUACCUCAUACCCAAAGAGCCUCCUAAGGGGAAAGCUGUUGCAAUUGCUGCUGCCAGUAAGCUUGACGGCAAUGUGGCAUCAAGUGAUUGGGUGGUGGAUGAGAAGACACAGACGGUGGAGUCUAAAGACGGGAAGCGGCGGUUCAAAGUUUUGGACACAGUGACUGUGCACAUUGAGGUCAUCGAGCCACAGCCAAAUCGUCCCAAGCUGUCGUUAACGCUAGUCAACCAAUGUUAGCUGUGUCUCAAAACUAGACAGUUUUUUACAGGUGGAUAGUUUGUGGAGCUACAUAUUAUUGAGCGUGUCCAUGUAUGUGUACGCAGUCCUAAACAUAUCGGAUAUUCUAG